AGCUCUCGCUGCAGCACUCAGGACAUCCAGCUGAGCGUUUGCUUGGAAAACAUUUACUGAGCAUAAUGACAGAACAGUGUGUGAACCAGCAGACGUCACAGGAGGACGUCAGGAAGUGUUCCCGACGAGCUGCAAAGCAUGAAGAAAGGGAUUCUCAUUCAGAUGUAGAGAACAUGGUGGAGGAGUGUCCAAGAAUCAGGAGGAUGGGCAGUGACUCACUGCAGGCUGCUGAUCAGGAGCCACAGGAGCUGUCAGGGAGGAGAAAGCCAGCGUUAGUCAGGUCAAAGACCUUCGACCAUUCGCUGCUGACUCAGGUUCAGACAGACCCGGACUCCAAGAUCGAGAGGAAGAAGUCUCACUACAGCCAGCUUUCAAAGAGUAACUGCCAGUACCAUAAAAUAUUUAAGGAGAUCAGAAAAGACGAGCAGCUGAGACAGAGUUACACCUGUGCUCUACAGAAAGACAUCCUCUACCAGGGACGCAUGUUUGUCUCCGACCACUGGAUCUGCUUCCACUCCAAGGUGUUUGGAAAAGAUACCAAAAUCGCCAUCCCAGUGAUGUCCAUCACAAACAUCAAGAAGACCAAAACCGCCAUCCUGGUGCCAAAUGCUCUGGUUAUCGCCACCACAAAUGACAGAUACGUGUUUGUGUCCUUUCUGUCCAGAGACAACACCUACAAGAUCCUGAUGUCAAUCUGUCCUCAUCUGGAGGAGAAGAGUCCAUGCAGCAGCCCCAUUCCCUCCUCAGCUGAAACCAGAGGUCAAAGGUCACCGCUAUCACCCAGCUUUCCUCUGAGUGAAUUCAGUGACCUGGAUGGAGAUGCAGCGGUGAGACACAGGAGGCAGGAGAUGGAGGAGGGCAGCAGCUCUGACUCUCAAGCUCCAGACUACGAGAAGAUAGAAGAGUUCCCUGUUCCUCCUUUCCUGAAUGUACUGAAGCACACAGACAGUGCAUCACCUCCAGACCACCAGCACAAAGUGAAGAACCCCCAUCUGAGCCAGCAGAGUCCAGACACCAAGCAGCACGCCAAGCACCACAGAGGCUCAGAGGUGGUGAUUGACAGCAGGUCUCUGAAACAAGUUUCUCUCAACACUCUGCUGAUGGUCUACAUGUUUCUAGUGUGCGUCCUGGUCUUGUCAUCCUGUUACCUGGCAUUUAAGAUUGUAUCAUUGGAGCAGAGACUGACAACGCUCGGCUCGGUGGUUGAGUUCACGCACCAGGAAAACAAUGUUGUGAGUGGAACCGCUGAUGUGAACACCAAUCUGUUCUCUGAACUGUUGACCAUCAACCUGCUAAAGCUGGAGAAGGUGCAGAAGAACCUGCAGAGACUGCUGGAGGAAGCUGCCUGAAAGUAUUGGAAACCAGCACCUGUAGUUUUGUAAAUAUAGUGUAAAUGUGUAUGUUUAUUAUAAAAAUAAUUAUACUGGAAUGUAUUCUGCCCUACAAAGCCAAAAUACAGUAACUACUAUAUAUAUUUGGUCAAAUAUACCCAAGAUCUGCAUUUAUAUUUGUUACUCUUUGUUACUUAUUUCAAGAUGUUAUGUGUUACAGAUGUGUAAUUUAUGUAUUUAUGUAACAAAAUCCUGUUUGAGGCUAGUUUAAGGGAAGUCACAGCUACAGUAGCAUUAGUACUGCAACUGAAUAUUCAUGUUUGACACUUAGCAUCCAAGGAAUGGAUUUAAUAGCUACAUUUAAUUGUGAAAAUUCAAUACAAUUCAGUCUUAUUUAUAUAGUGCCAAACUACAGUUGCAUCAAGGCAAGGUAAAGACCCUCCAAUAAUACAGAGAAAACCCAACAGUCAAAACGACCCCCUAUGAGCAGCACUUGGUGACAGUGGGAAGGAAAAACUCCCUUUAACAGGAAGAAACCUCCAGCAGAACCAUCUGCUGUGAGGGGGGGGAGACAGGACAAAAGACAUGCAAAACCAAUGUAUAUUUCUGCUAAACGCUAACUAAUGUAGUGCAGUAUCUAAUUUUCCUUUUCAGUAUGAUUAUUUUUUCAAAAACUCUCUUACAUUGCUAUCACACCGCUCUUCCAAGUUUUAUUAGUUUCUGUAUUGUUGUCGGUCUUUGUAGGGCAGCAAUCAUAUGAUAUGCACAAAAUAAAUCUUAUUGAAGAGGACCAUUAAUAUCAUGCUUAAAAAUGGCCCCCUCUCGUGAAAUGUUUUGCACCUGUAACCCCACCAAACUGUGAUGUUGUUGUGUAUGGACACACCCUGGUGUACAACUGUACCUCACUGUUGCUAGGUGAGAAGUUAAACCAUUUUGAGUGGUUUUUAAGUAGUUCCUAAAUCUCAGCCAGGCUCUGACAUUUCAAAUGAUCAGGUUUAAAGGCAGAAAUGUGUCACGUUUUUGUGUGUUUUUAAUUGAGGCCUUCUGUUUACUGUACUUAUUCUCAGCUUGGUAAAUCGCUCUGAUGUGAUAUUUUGGACCAACAACCAAGUUUGUAGUUGAAUAAUGAAUUCUGCUCAGGUCCUAAAAGAUAAGAAGGCAGGUUGUGAUCCUGGUUGAAGGCUAUGACCCAAUUCUCUAAAGGAAAGGUAAUGGAUAGAACAGGUGCUUCACUGACUUAUUUCUUACUUCAUUUGUCAGAUGAUAUCAUCUGACAAUGGAUCAUCAUUCAAAACGUUGCAGAUCAGCUUUGCUGCCAUUUUAGUUCAUUAAGCUAAAAGUGAUCACAUUUGAAUGAGAUGGUGGAGUGCUAAGUUAGUACCUGAUGCUAGCUAGCUUGGUUAGCAAACCAGACCUAUAACCUGCACAGGUGCAAUACACAGAUGCAGACACCUGCUAAUUAGUGCUACAGUAAAUACAAGGCUAAUUAAUGAAGUACAAAUUUCUGAUACAGUUUGUUGCACACACUAGGUCACAUUAUCUAUGACAUAACUCCAUUUAAAUGAUCCAAGGAGGUCGUCCAGUUCAGUAAAUUGAAUUAAUGGUGGGGAAGCCUAGCAGACAAACAGGUACAACUUCCAGUGUUAAUUUUGUUGACAAACUAUUUUCAUCGUGUUUUCAUCAACGACCCUUUUUUUCAUGACAAAAACAAGAUGAUAACUAAACAAAAACUACCUAAAAGGAUAAAAAUAAUGAUGACAUUAACUGACGCUUUCAUCAUCUAAUGAAAAUGAGAUAAAAAUGCUUGGUGGGAAAGACAUCCAAUCGGAACUUGUUUAAUUUUGUGAAAGGCUGGGACAAGUUAGCUCACUAAACUCACACUAAUGAUCUCUAACCAGUGAUGUUUGGUUUAUUUCAGUGUUUCAUUUGUUCCUGAGCAAAUCAGUUUGGCUUAAUUAAAGUUAAGCAUCGUAACUGGAUGGUUUUAUUCAACAUUAAUGUCUUACUAGAGAGCUGUUAAUAUCUCUGGAAAUAAAUAAUUCACUCAACUGUA
Archocentrus centrarchus (flier cichlid) is the source of this 3384-nucleotide messenger RNA. It is a transcript of the gene gramd2b, whose product is annotated as GRAM domain containing 2B. The record is from RefSeq and is a predicted model, not a curated record. The transcript has 15 exons. Gene Ontology annotation, cellular component: cytoplasmic microtubule. Bases 66 to 1349 code for a protein of 427 amino acids. NCBI's taxonomy places the organism in Eukaryota, Metazoa, Chordata, Actinopteri, Cichliformes, Cichlidae.